Eutrema salsugineum is the source of this 991-nucleotide messenger RNA. RefSeq names its product rac-like GTP-binding protein ARAC8. Gene Ontology annotation, molecular function: protein kinase binding; GTP binding; GTPase activity. Lineage: Eukaryota; Viridiplantae; Streptophyta; Magnoliopsida; Brassicales; Brassicaceae. Gene Ontology annotation, biological process: cortical cytoskeleton organization; small GTPase-mediated signal transduction; regulation of actin cytoskeleton organization. The record is from RefSeq and is a predicted model, not a curated record. Gene Ontology annotation, cellular component: plasma membrane; cell cortex; cell projection.
AAUCGGAAUUUUUUUUAACUUUUAUUCCACUUCUCAACUCAAAAUCACUGCAUUUCUCUAUAUUUUUACCUCUCUUUCUCUCUAUCUCUGGAGUCUCUUAGCUUUUGUUGAGUUUUGAAUGGCUUCGAGUGCUUCAAAAUUCAUCAAAUGUGUGACAGUUGAUGAUGGAGCCGUUGGAAAAACUUGUAUGCUCAUCUGCUACACUAGUAACAAGUUCCCUACUGACUACAUACCAACAGUUUUUGACAACUUCAGUGCAAAUGUUGUGGUGGAAGGCAUCACUGUGAGCUUAGGGCUUUGGGACACUGCCGGACAAGAAGACUAUAACAGACUAAGGCCUUUAAGUUACAGAGGAGCAGACGUUUUUGUGUUGGCCUUCUCAUUGGUCAGCCGAGCUAGCUACGAGAAUGUAUUCAAAAAGUGGAUCCCUGAACUCCAACACUUUGCACCAGGAGUCCCGGUUGUACUUGUUGGUACCAAAAUGGAUCUUCGUGAAGAUAAGCAUUAUUUGUCUGAUCAUCCUGGACUGUCCCCGGUAACUACAUCACAGGGAGAGGAACUACGCAAGCAUAUUGGAGCAACAUAUUACAUUGAAUGCAGCUCAAAAACUCAACAGAAUGUGAAAGCCGUAUUUGAUGCUGCUAUCAAAGUAGUAAUCAAACCAGCGGUGAAACAAAAAGAGAAAAAGAAGAAGAAGCAAAAACCGCGCUACGGAUGUCUCUCAAACGUUCUGUGCGGGAAGAGAUAGCGGCAUUGAUGACGACUCAAAUCCGUCUGACGAGUGCUCACUUAUUUUCAUCUUCUUCUUUUUGUUACCUUUUAAUUUUGUGUUUGCGUUUGCGACAAGUGAUGUAGUGUAGCCUCCCACUCAAUAGUAGCUUUGUCUAUUUUGUUCAUAUAUGCAACACUGAUGAUCUUUGAUUAUAGAAUUGUAUAACCACUUUGAAGCCAGAGAACCAAUGAGACAAAAAGAGAACAGCUCCGAUAAAAC